CAGAGAAAAAAGGCGAGCGCGAACUGUUGGUGUCUGCUGAAUCUAAAGAACCAUAAUAAUGUUGUUUCAUUGAUGGACUCUCAUACAAAAACAGGGAAGGUUUACCUUCAACCUCGCAAAGCUGGAAAAAAAUGGAAGCCGGUGUUGCUGUCCCUGGUUCCAGCCAGCAACAAUGGAGUCGGUCGAUUGGAGAUUCAAUUUAUAGGAGGUGGUGGUGGAGGAAGAGAUCAUGUUGCAGGCUUAAAGAAACACCACCAGCCUCAAGAAAGCAAGGUCAAAGUGGUGCGACUUUCUGAACUUAUCAGUGUCUUGAGACUCCCACCAAAUGCUGAAGCCUGUCCCAUGGAAAACAUGUCAGCUUUUUGUGUGGAGUCACAAGAGAGAACAAUGGUGUUUUCUACAGAAAAAGAUGACUGUGUGGAAUGGGUUGAGAAACUUUGUCAAGCAACAUUUCAGAAGGAUGCUGGCUCAAACACUAAAGAGCUUCAUAUGGAAGAAAACCUGAUAUAUGCAACUGCAAAUGCCUUAGAGUUUUACGUUGUGGUGCAAAGAACAGAUGCAGCAAUACGUUGUGGACUGCUGGGUUCAUACUGGCUACAGGUUGGACCGCGGACUCUACUUCUGAAAGAUAUUCAGAAGGUGAACAUUGUAAGACAGUGGCCAUAUGAACUGCUAAGGCGAUAUGGUAAAGACAAGCUGACCUUAACCAUCGAAGCAGGAAGACGAUGUGACAGCGGUCCCGGAACAUUCACCUUUGAAACACAACAAUCUGAAAAAAUAUUCAAUCUGAUUCAGAGUACUAUCAAGCAGAAGACUUUAGCUGUUUCAUCCGGUAACCUUCACCAGGAAGAAGACAAGUCUGUAGUGACUAACAUACUGGCAAAAUCCCCUCUCCCUGAAAUACCUGAUAUGACAGGUAUAGCCUCCAUUCUGGAAAACAGGAGGUUGCAGGUAAAGACAGAGGACAAUGUAGGAGCUCGAAAUGAUGCUGCUCAUUCAUCAGAAAAUAAGUCAUUACAGCCAGCUCCAAUCACCCUCAUGCCUCUCCCAAUGGUCCCAAAACUUGACAAACCUUCUGGAGAUCUUCAUGAUUGCCAAUCAGAAGCUGAAUACGCCAACCCAGCUGACUGCAUUCAAAACGUACAAAUACCUAAAGUUGCACUGUCUUAUGUGUAUGUAGACCCCGCAAGUGUUCUUCCGCUUCAUCCUCCAAAAGAAAGCCUAAUUUCUGUUUCCAACUCUUUGACCCCACAGCCUUGUGUCAUUAGUGAUGAGUCUGUUUAUUCAGAGGUGUAUGACAAAGUCAUUAUAAAUGACCCAAAGCAAUUUGCAGAGGAUGAACCUAUUUAUACUGUACCUGUAAGCAAGGCAACUGGAGCUCCUGAAAAAGAUGAAACCAAACCAGACCCGUUUGCUCACCUCUAUGCUCAAGUCAAUAAAACACCUCCAUCAUCAAGUCCCUCUUCAACCCCACCUCCCCCCUCUUCAUCAUCCUUGGCCAACAGCAUGGCUGCUACCAAAAUCUCCGACCCCUCUCCUGAUGAUGUAAUCUAUGAAAACCUGGGUAUCAUUUAAUUAAGCUGCUUGACACUGAAUACAAAAGUAAUGCUUCAUCAAAGCCACCAUGUUGAACAGCCAAAUUGUCCAGAAUGUUAACUGUAUAUUUAGAAAUGCCGCAUAUUUCAUUCAGAUAUGUUUACCAUUGUAUGUAUUAAAUCUAUUUUUAAGCCUUUUCUAAAUAAGGUAUUAAAAAAAAAAAAAAAAAACAUACAUGCACUAACUAUUUAUUUCAGUAUUUUAUGCAGUUUAUCACCACAAAAAGGGUUUGGAGUUAAAGUACAUCAAUCUGCAUUACAAAACAAACAUUCAAGUAAAAUACUGCUAUUAGUGCUAUUUAACAUUGCUGAAUGGCUCAGUAUUUGUAUGGUAAUUAUCUGUCAUUGUAAUGAUGUAACAGGCUAAAUGUAAAAUAGUUUAAAAUAAAAUCAUAAUUCAUACUUUUUACAAUCAGUAGUCGCCCUCUGCUGGCCACAAUAAAAAUUCCAGUACGGAAAAUAUUCCUAGUAUGGCAGUUAA
Corythoichthys intestinalis (scribbled pipefish) is the source of this 2076-nucleotide messenger RNA. RefSeq names its product docking protein 1a (gene dok1a). The record is from RefSeq and is a predicted model, not a curated record. The transcript is spliced from 7 exons. Gene Ontology annotation, cellular component: cytoplasm. The coding region runs from base 73 to 1575 and encodes 500 amino acids. Gene Ontology annotation, biological process: Ras protein signal transduction; cell surface receptor protein tyrosine kinase signaling pathway; positive regulation of MAPK cascade. Lineage: Eukaryota; Metazoa; Chordata; Actinopteri; Syngnathiformes; Syngnathidae.